Messenger RNA from Saxophila tyrrhenica, 1089 nucleotides. RefSeq lists its product as uncharacterized. Gene Ontology annotation, molecular function: oxidoreductase activity. Bases 1 to 1089 code for a protein of 362 amino acids. The record is from RefSeq and is a predicted model, not a curated record. NCBI's taxonomy places the organism in Eukaryota, Fungi, Ascomycota, Dothideomycetes, Mycosphaerellales, Extremaceae. The transcript has 3 exons.
AUGACCCUCGAGGAAGCAUUCGAGAUCCAGAAUCGCCUGGCUGUGCUGGAGUUUCCGAUCGUGUUCUCGGUGUCAGUGUUCUUCGCACUCUUCAAGACUUAUGGUAUCCCUUCCAUCUCCAAGCUUCUCGUUCAAACUGGCCAACUUGCGGAUGAGGCCACGGCUUCCAAACGAGCUGCGGAUACUGGGGUAGUGUUGACAGAAGUGAUACUCCACCAUCCUUCUUCUCCUCGAGCUAUAGAUGGCAUCGCCCGGAUGAAUUAUCUCCACAGCACGUAUCGCAAGGCUGGCAAGAUCAGCGAUGCGGACAUGCUCUACACUCUCAGUCUCUUCGCGCUAGAGCCAAUACGCUGGACGGACCAGUACGAGUGGCGAAAGGUGAAUGAAGUCGAGCGGUGCGCCAUGGGAACUUACUGGCGGUAUAUGGCUGAUGCAAUGGAGAUCCCUCUUACCUUGCUGCAUUCUCACAAGUCUGGCUGGACAGACGGCCUUCACUUCCUCGACGAGCUGGAGGAGUGGAGUAUUGCCUACGAAGCCGGGGCAAUGGUACCUGCUAAGUCCAACUACACAGUGGCCCGGGGCACGGUCGAAGUAGGCCUGUUCAAUGUGCCUCGACGGUUGCGGCCGAUGUGUAUGCCGUUCGUCUCGGCACUCCUAAGCCCCCAUCUGCGGAAGGCAAUGAUGUUUCCAGAUCCGCCACAGUGGACUACAGCUACGCUUGACGUGCUGGUGUGCAUUCGCAAAGUCGUACUACGCUACCUGUGUCUCCCGCGGCCCUACUUCCUGCGUGAGCGGUGGUGGAGCGAGAGGGCCAGUGCAACUGGACGUUACCACGCGAAGCAGUUCAUCUCCCUCCCUUGGUAUGUCAAGCCGACGCUGUGGGCCAGAUGGAGUCCUAAAGCGUGGCUCUUGCGCCUCGUCAGAAGCAAGGUCCCUGGCGAUGAUGGGGGGAAGUACCAUCCGGAGGGAUACAUCAUCAGCGAGCUUGGCCCGGAGAGCCACAAAGGCAAAGGUUUGGCGGAGAUGAAGGCAACACAGGUGAGGUUGAAGGAUAACAAAACGGUUGGCUGUCCCUUUGCCCGUUGGUAG